Molecule: messenger RNA, 396 nt
Organism: Cucurbita pepo subsp. pepo (vegetable marrow)
Lineage: Eukaryota; Viridiplantae; Streptophyta; Magnoliopsida; Cucurbitales; Cucurbitaceae
Source: RefSeq, a predicted model, not a curated record
AUGACGAGGGGUCCUGCCCUCGGAUUGGUGGAUGUUUCUAUGCCAUUUGAAGUAGAGACGGAUGCUUCCGACUUUUCCCUAGGCGGUGUCCUUAUCCAAGAAGUUUACCCCAUCGCUUAUGAAAGUCAAAAGCUCAAUGACGUAGAAAGGAGGAAAGAACCCUCAAGCUCAGAACUUCAUCAGAGAAUGGAAGUAGACAACAGAUAUAGCCCGAGCAUAUUUGGAAAAAACUUCCAAACACAUGAAGAAGUGGGCAAGGACCAAAGACCAGAACAGAUCAGAUCAGAUUCCACAGUCGAAAGGACCAAAGACUUGUUCGAAUAUAUGAAGGCCCGAUUGAAGUUCUCAAAAAGAUUGGGGCUACUUCUUACAGAGUUGCGUUACCCACAUGGAUGA